UAUCAUGAUUGAUUCUCAUUAUAAACGAGCUAAAAGUACUAGUUUUAACUUUCGUUAGCUUACAAGAAUCUUCAUCUUACCUUACCUUAAAGAAAGUAUUAGUAUUAAUUUUAUAUAGUAGUAUGGCUGUCAUAGUCGCAUUUUUCGAGGUUACAAGUCUUACAACAGCACCAAAAAAUUCUGGUUUUUGAGAACUUCAAUGGAAAAUAAAUGAAGCUAUGUUUCGAACAAAGGUGUUUGGUAAUAUUAUUUAAAGAUUAUUAAGCUAAUUUAAAGCAAGUAUUUCAAAAAUCAGGAUAAAUUAAAUUCUUUUUGAUCGAUAAAAAAUCAGAAUAUUUUAAGCAACACAUUUACAACGUGAUUAACAACCCACCUCAAAAUAAACAAACAAAAAAAAAGUUCACCUUUUUAUUUUAUUUUGCAUGCAUUAUUGUUUUUGUUUUUUCACUUUUCAGCCAUAUAUGACGAUCUUCACUUUUUUAGUGAUAAAAAUAAAAAUGGUUAUUUUGGUAGAAAAGAGUUCAUGUUGAAAAACAAGGAUUUUAGGAUUUUUGUUAAUGGGUUUUGUAAUUUGAACCUAAAUAUAAAAUAUGCAUUAGCCAAAGUUGGAAAUCAAGGGUUUUAUAUUUCUGCCCAGAAAAUUAUUAUUAUUGGGCUCACUUUUUGGGAUUGAUUUAAUGACCCAUGAUUUUAAUUUCUAUUUAUGCGAAAAAUCUAUUCGUUCUAAUAACUAUUAUUGAAAAAAAAAAAGUUUCUGGCUUUGUUUCCUAGUGAAAGGCUCAUUUAAUCGGGAGUAGAUUGGAUUUAUUUUAUCUUGUUUCCUUUUAUUUUGAUCAACCUCCAAAUAAUAAAAAAUAAAAUAAAUAAAAAGAAGAAGAAAAAAAUUCACCUUUGGAAGAGUUGAAUGUCUCAGUAAACUUGGAUGUGCCAUAAUCAAGGGAUUAAUGAAAUGUGCACAAACAAGGAGUUUUAUGCAGGAUUUAGUAUGGUGUUCCAAGUUUUAAGCUUGUUUCUGGGUUACCCAGUGCAACUUUCUUUAAUAUGACAUUAGGGAAUGGACACAAAUAAAGUCUGUCUAGAGGCCAAAAAGAAACAAAGAUAUGGCAGAUGCUGAAAAGAUGUAUUUUGAGUAUUGUCAGAAGUUAUGUGGAACUUUAAUUCAUCGAAAAUUUCAGCAUGAAGCUCCUGAAAUUUUAGACAAUAGCUCAAAUGGUAUGACUUUUGGUCAAAGCAACACUUGCUUACCGGAACAAAUGCAGUCUGCAGUUCAGGUCGCUCGUUUAUCUGCAGCCCCUCGAUGCCAAACUCUGCGUUGUCGACAAUUCUGGAAAGCUGGAAACAAUGAUAAUGUCUCCUCUGAAUCGCUGGUUCUAAAGACCAAAAAUCUUUUGCAUGUUCACCCCAAGUUCCUUCACUCUAAUGCCACUUCUCAUAAGUGGGCUUUUGGAGCUGUGGCAGAGCUUCUUGACAAUGCCAUUGAUGAGAUACAAAAUGGAGCUACUUUUGUCAUGGUAGAUGAAGUAUCAGAUCCAAGGGAUAAGGGUCCAGCGUUGCUCAUCCAAGAUGAUGGAGGUGGUAUGGAUCCAGGAGCAAUCCGGCGAUGCAUGAGUUUCGGAUUCUCAGAUAAGAUGUCUAAAAGAGCCAUCGGAAAAUAUGGAAAUGGAUUCAAGACCAGCACCAUGAGACUUGGAGCUGAUGCUUUAGUCUUCAGUCGACAAAAUGACAGUGGAAAAUUGACCCAAAGUGUUGGUCUGCUUUCUUACACACACUUGUGUUGCACAGGCAUGGACAGGAUAGUAAUACCUAUGGUUGAUUAUGAAUAUAACAUGUCAACUGGGACAUGGGAACCUCUAUGUCACAUUGGCGGGGAGAAUUUUCAUUCAAAUAUGUCAAUCAUCUUGCAGUGGUCUCCAUAUUCAACUGAAGCAGAGCUUCUGAAGCAAUUUGAUAACUUUGGAUCUCAUGGUACCAAAAUUAUCAUAUAUAAUUUGUGGUUUGCCGAUGAUGGGAAAUUGGAGUUGGAUUUUGUAACUGAUCCUAAGGAUAUACGCCUGAAAAGUUCACAGUAUAUGCAAAAAGAUUCGAGAAUGUUGAUAAAUGAGGAGCACAUGGGUAACCAAUACCAUUAUUCACUCCGGGUAUACUUGUCCAUUUUGUACUUGCAGCUCCCUCAGAAUUUCAGUAUAAUAUUGCGUGGAAAAGUUGUUGAACAUCAUAGUAUAGCACGUGAUCUUAGAUUCCCAGAAUUCAUCGUGUACAGACCUUUUAGUAAGGGAACGAAGGAGGGUGAUAUAAUGACAACUAUAGGCUUUCUGAAGGAAGCUCCUGAUGUCAAUAUCCACGGCUUCAAUGUCUACCAUAAGAACCGCCUUAUAUUGCCAUUUUGGCAAGUCGCCUCCUAUAGCAACGGUAGAGGAAGAGGUGUCGUCGGGGUCCUGGAAGCAAACUUUGCUGAGCCUAUUCAUAACAAACAAGAUUUUGAGAGGACUUCGCUCUUCCAAAGACUUGAAACACGCUUGAAGAGCAUGACAUGCGAAUAUUGGGAUCAUCACUGUGGACUUAUUGGAUAUCAGGUUCAGAGUAAAACUCCUGUGUCUUUACCAUACUCGCCUUUCGGUGCUGUGCUUGAACCUGUUACCUUAACAGAUCCAGCAGAUGAGGCUGUCGCUGUACUUAGUUUACCUGUUGGAUCUGUAUCGCGUAGGGAAGGUCGGCGACUAGAUGUUACGACGACAAAGAAUCGCCUUUUGCCUGCUCUUACUGAGAAUAGGGAGAUCAUGGUAACACUUGAUGCUACUACCACGCAGAACUUCACCGGAACCCAGCUUGCCACUUUCAGUGCUAAUGAGCGGAAUCAACAGGAGGUUGUGUUGAUGAUGCAAGAGAACAAGGAUCUUCAAGAAAAAUGUUUAGGAUAUAUGAAGAGAGAGAAAGAGUUUGUUCUUAAGAUUUCACUCCUUAAAAAGGACCUUGAAGAGGAAAGAAAUAAAUAUGACAAGAUGUUGAGCCAAGUAGAAGAGCUUGAGGCUUUCUAGAAAAAAAAGAUAUGUAAACGUUCCUCAAUUUGAUCGGUUAUCGAAUGUUAAAAGGCUAAUGUGUUCGUCAUAUUAACUCUAUACAUAAAUACACAGAAUAUAGACUUACAUUAUACUGAAAAUCAUGCCAAGAGUUCCCCAUCACAGGAAAUUAUGGUUAGCUUGUGCAUAUAGCUGGAGCCAAGCAGUUUUUUUUUGGGUUGAAGGAAGUUUCAUUCAUUAAUUAGGAAUUAGGAUGGAUCCCCAAGAUUCUAGUUUUGAGUACAACCACUAGUCAGAUAUUUGAGUUUAAGGAUUGUUUGUCGCAGAUUAUAGAUCCCACAGAUGGAAUUUCUCUCAUUCUUCCUUGUCAGGUGCAAGCAGUUUUUGGUUACCUAUUUCCCUGUUUUUUCAUAUUUUAGGUGUAUGAUCUUUUGCCUUGUUUAAUUUGUAGGAGCCUAAGUUUUUGCUGAAGUUAUUUCUUAGAAAGUUGUUAGCUUGGCUUUUAACGUGUACUCGGAAAACGUCGUAGUUUUUGUCUUGUUGAUUGGAAUUAAAAUACAACUUUGACAUUUGAACUA
Messenger RNA from Beta vulgaris subsp. vulgaris (sugar beet), 3595 nucleotides. Its product is annotated as protein MICRORCHIDIA 6. Gene Ontology annotation, molecular function: ATP hydrolysis activity. Bases 1101 to 3035 code for a protein of 644 amino acids. The record is from RefSeq and is a predicted model, not a curated record. The transcript is spliced from 21 exons. Lineage: Eukaryota; Viridiplantae; Streptophyta; Magnoliopsida; Caryophyllales; Amaranthaceae. Gene Ontology annotation, cellular component: nucleus.